Striga asiatica is the source of this 2884-nucleotide messenger RNA. The record is from the annotation of a GenBank genome assembly. Lineage: Eukaryota; Viridiplantae; Streptophyta; Magnoliopsida; Lamiales; Orobanchaceae.
CAAAAUGCUGACAUUUUUAGAGAGAGAAGGGGCGGUACUCAAGAGAGAGAGAGUGACAAACACAAGGAAAAGUUAAAAGAUAGAACAUAUAGCUACAAAAGUUGGGCGAGAGAUAAAGGGAGGAGUUGGAGAAAAGCCAAAAGGAAAGGAGUUUAUAGGGUAAUAGCUUAGAGCUCUCGAAGACCACAUGAAUAUGUGUUUAUGAUAGAACACAGCUAAAGAUUAAACCUUUUUCGAGAGCGAGAAGGAAUAUAUUGGUGAUUCUUGCCAUAGAUCGAUUCUUACCCGGGCCUGAAAGGGAAAAAUCAGAAUAAUUGCCCAAAAAGUUAUUAUAAUCUUGGCCCAAUAUUGUUUAUAUUUGAUUGAGCAUUCUCUGUCAAGAUUCAAUUUUGAAGGGUUUUGAAAAUUUUUCCCACCUAUGAACGACGGCACCACAAAAUCAGCGGCGGCGGCGGCGGCGACGCCACCAGCUGAGGAGCUGCUGAAGAAGAUCCACGAGCUGGAAUUGGGCCACGCCCACCUGAAGCAGGAAAUGUCGAAGCUCAUGACUUCGUCCACGGCCGAGAUAAAGGCCGCCGAUCGGCAGCAGAGGCAGAGGUCUCACUCCAUCUCGCCGCAGAGAGCGCCGCGCCGGCGGGCCAACGGUGGGGACGGCGGCGCCUUGGCGGCGUGGAGGAGAGGCUCCAUGUCAUUCCGCCACUCUUCGCCUUUGCAGAGAGAGAGUCGUAAUAGCGAGCCACCGAGGGUUGGCAGUGGCGGUGGGGUUAAGUUCACCGAUAAACAGUAUUUGAAUAUAUUGCAGUCGAUGGGGCAAUCGGUGCAUAUAUUUGAUCUGAAUUGCCGGAUAAUAUACUGGAAUAAAACAGCAGAAAAUCUUUAUGGAUAUUCAGCCUCUGAGGCUCUAGGGCAAGAUGCCAUCAAGCUCCUAACCGACCCUCGAGAUUUUUCUGUGGCCAAUGACAUUGUUCGUCGUGUAACAAUGGGCGAAAGCUGGACGGGUCAAUUUCCAGUGAGGAACAAAAGAGGGGAAAGGUUUAUGGCAAUCGCGACCAAUACGCCUUUCUAUGACGAUGAUGGAACUCUAGUCGGGAUUAUAUGCGUCUCUAACGAUUCCAAGCCUUUCCAAGAAGCAAAGCCUGUGGUAUCAGUUUCAAAGGAAUCGGAAAAUAUUGAGUCGUCGAGUUUAAGUAGGAACAUAAGCAUUGCCUCAUCCGCUCUUGGGCUCGAUCCUCAACAGCCUCUACAAGUGGCAAUCACGUCAAAAAUAUCGAAUUUGGCUUCUAAAGUGAGCAGCAAAGUGAAGUCCAAAAUGAAGCACACCGAAAAUUACUCGGAUCACGAAGGCGGCAGUGGGGACAGCCAGCUGUCGGACAGCGGCGCCAGCACUCCAAGAGGAGGGGACACACAUCCCACCCCUUUUGGAGUCUUUUCAGGUGGGUCCCACAAAGAGAUCUCUCCUGGAAAACACUCGAGCGAUGAGAGCGAACAGAAACCUGGGAUUUCGAAAAUUCUUACAAAGGCGGAGGCUUUGAUCGGGAAAACGCACCUUUCGUGGCCGUGGAGAGGGAACGAACGUUUUGGGUGGACUUGGUUGAACAGUGAACAAGAAAAUGAGACAAAUCGUGCGACUAAUACUGAGGGGUCUUCGUCGGUUAAUGUUAAUAGUUCGAGCAGUGCUAGUAGUUGCGGGAGCACUUCAAGUAGUGUGGUUAAUAGAGUCGAUUUGGAUUCGGAUUGCCUGGAUUAUGAGAUUUUGUGGGAGGAUUUGACUAUUGGGGAACAAAUUGGGCAAGGUUCAUGUGGGACUGUGUAUCAUGCUCUGUGGUAUGGAUCAGAUGUCGCUGUCAAGGUAUUCUCGAAACAAGAGUAUUCUGAUGAUGUGAUAUAUUCCUUCAGACAGGAGGUGUCACUUAUGAAGAGACUGAGGCACCCAAAUAUUCUCCUAUUCAUGGGUGCAGUUACUUCUCCUCAACGUCUUUGCAUUGUAACGGAGUUUCUUCCAAGGGGCAGUUUGUUCCGGUUAUUGCAGAAAAAUGGAUCAAAAUUGGAGUGGAGAAGGCGUGUUCAUAUGGCUUUGGAUAUAGCACGAGGCAUGAAUUAUCUUCACCAUUACAACCCGCCUAUCGUUCACCGUGAUUUGAAGUCUUCAAAUCUUCUCGUUGACAAGAAUUGGACUGUUAAGGUUGGAGACUUUGGUCUUUCGCGUCUUAAACACGAAACCUAUUUGACAACAAAGACGGGCAGAGGAACGCCUCAGUGGAUGGCUCCAGAAGUUCUUCGUAAUGAACCGUCAGAUGAGAAGGCCGAUAUAUAUAGCUUCGGGGUGAUACUAUGGGAACUUGCAACGCAUAAGAUUCCUUGGGAGACCCUCAAUGCAGUGCAGGUGAUUGGAACUGUGGGUUUCAUGAAUCAACGGUUGGAUUUACCAGGAGAUGUUGACCCACAAUGGAAUUCAGUUAUAGAGAGCUGCUGGCAUAGUGAACCACAGUGUCGUCCGUCAUUCCAAGAAUUAGUCGAAAAGCUAAAAGAGCUGCACAAAAAAUUUGCUAUUCAGCAUCAAGCUGGACGUGCUGGCCAGAAAGAGCUGUAGGUACAACAUAGAUUGUGUUCGUGUUUUGUCUGAGUACACAAUCGGCGUUAGUAGUUUGUGGAUAAGAGAUUGCUUGUGUUUUCGAAAUAGAAGGUAUUGGACAAGUUAUUGGUUCAUAAUUUUUAAUCAGUGCUAUAUUUAGGGCAUCAUCGAUCAAAAUGUACGUGCAGAUGUUGAAUCAAAACUACGUUACAGUUUGUCGUGGUAUCUACGGUUUGGUAGUGUUGUGUGAAGCUAAGAUAUGUACAUUUUGUGAAUGCAAGUGGUAAAAAUUUAUUUCCUUUUGUUCUGCAA